AUGGUCAACCACACAGAGUCCUUCGACUCUGUACCACAAGAGCUCGUAGAGCUACUUACCGCUGAGUUGCCAUAUUCGCUGCCAUUAUUAAGACGGCUGCAAUUCACAAAGUUCCCGCAUGGAACUUCCGAACAUGCUCGAGUCAUCUUCAUCUCAGCCACUGAACUCUCAUCCAAGCCUGAUGUAUAUACGGCAGCAUAUCUGGAUUUUUCCAGGUCAGGCACUCAGAUGUUUGUGUAUUCGACUCUAGAACAUCCUCGCAACGGAUAUGACCCGAGUACCGAUGAGGUUUACAAGGAACAAGUAGCGGAAUUGGUUGGAAAAGUCAUUAGCUUGCGCAAAGAAUACGGGAGAGAGCUGUUAUUCACUAACCCAGAGCGCAUUCUGGUCGGGACUCUUCACUCAAAGAUUCGGUCAAUCUUGGAAACAUUUGAAGGCAGAGUCGAGUCUAGGCCUUCAGGCCUUUUUGAUAAAUGGCUCAUGAAGAGAGACGAGCUACCGGUCCUUGGUGACGACCUUCCACCGGGAAUGGAAUGGGGAAGCGCCAGUUUGGAUGAUUGCCGCAUUAUUUGCGCCCGAACAGACAUUCCUCGAACACCGCAAGUCAAAAACUCAAUUGUCUAUCCUGUAACAAGAAGCUAA
Messenger RNA from Trichoderma gamsii, 642 nucleotides. RefSeq lists its product as hypothetical. NCBI's taxonomy places the organism in Eukaryota, Fungi, Ascomycota, Sordariomycetes, Hypocreales, Hypocreaceae. The record is from RefSeq and is a predicted model, not a curated record. The transcript has a single exon. Bases 1 to 642 code for a protein of 213 amino acids.